Paramuricea clavata is the source of this 894-nucleotide messenger RNA. Lineage: Eukaryota; Metazoa; Cnidaria; Anthozoa; Malacalcyonacea; Plexauridae. The record is from the annotation of a GenBank genome assembly.
AUGGCUGACCAAAACGGCGAAAAACCUCCGAGUUUACCGGAAAAUAAUGACGAAACAACCAAGCAAGGCACCGACGAAGUAAAGAGCCAAGUAAGUACGAAGAGUACACGGUAUUUAAAGCUUAAAAAUAGGAAGAAAGCUGCAAAAGCUAGACUGACAAAAGCACGAAAUAAAGCAGCCAUGUUGACCACAGGACACCCAAGUACCAAGACCGAAAUUAGACGUGCUAUAAAGAAAGUAAAGGCUGAGAGUGCUAUAAUUGAAAAGAUUAUUUAUGCUUUAAAAGAAACUGUUGUUUUAAGUGAUGAGGCGUUAGAAGGAACAGACGUAGACACUGUAAUGGAAAAUUUAGACAAAGAAUUAUGUGACAUUAUGGACUUAGUUGACACUACUAUAAAAUAUGCCAAUGACCACAUUAAGGAACGACUUGUCAAUGGUGAAGAUGAAUCGGAAGUAUCCACAAUCGCGUCAAGUAAAAUAUCUGUAAAUUCAAUGGCAACAAAGUCAUCCCAUACAAAGUCAUCCCAUGCAAAGUCAUCCCAUGCAAAGUCAUCCCAUGUAACCCCCCCUAAGUCAGUAGAAAAAUCUGUUGUUGAGACACAGCAACAAGAAGUGAAAGAUGCGAAUGAUAGGCUAAAGCAGCUUGAAAAAGAUCAGCAAGCAUUAGAGCAAGAACUACAGAAAAAAUGUGAGACUUUUGAACUCAAUAAAGAAAGAAUAAAGGAUGCACGUUCGAUAGUAUUUUUGAAUGAAGCACGAGCUAAAGCCACUGAACGGUUAGGCAAAGUGACUGAAGAUGUUACUGUAUUACCUGUAAAAAAUAAUCAGAAUUCACCUGAGAACAUGACACUACCCCAAGCAUUUCCCUUUGGAUUGCCGCCGACCUCUACACAU